Messenger RNA from Strigops habroptila (Kakapo), 2962 nucleotides. RefSeq names its product FLVCR heme transporter 2 (gene FLVCR2). The transcript is spliced from 12 exons. Lineage: Eukaryota; Metazoa; Chordata; Aves; Psittaciformes; Psittacidae. Gene Ontology annotation, biological process: heme export; transmembrane transport. Gene Ontology annotation, cellular component: membrane. The record is from RefSeq and is a predicted model, not a curated record. Gene Ontology annotation, molecular function: heme binding; heme transmembrane transporter activity. The coding region runs from base 16 to 1533 and encodes 505 amino acids.
GCCUGCGCUGCCGGCAUGGUGAAGGGGGAGCCUGCCGGGGCGUCGGCGCUGGCGGCGGGGGGGCAGGCCGCUGCUGUCACCGCCGGGGUGCGGCUGUCCCGGCGUCGCUGGGUCGUGUUGCUGCUCUUCAGCAGCUACUCCCUGUGCAACGGUUUCCAGUGGAUCCAGUACGGCAGCAUCAACAACAUCUUCGUGCGCUUCUAUGGCGUGAGUGCCUUUGCCAUCGACUGGCUGUCCAUGAGCUACAUGCUCACCUACAUCCCCCUGCUCUUCCCUGUCGCCUGGCUGCUGGACAAGAGGGGCCUGCGCCUCAUCGCCCUGGCAGGCUCGGCCCUCAAUGCCCUGGGUGCCUGGGUGAAGCUGGGCAGCCUGAAGCCACGCCUCUUCCCUGUCACCGUCCUGGGACAGGUCAUCUGCUCUCUGUCCCAGGUCUUCAUCCUGGGCAUGCCCUCGCGCAUCGCCUCCGUCUGGUUCGGCUCCCGCGAGGUCUCCACUGCUUGUUCCAUCGCUGUCUUUGGGAACCAGCUCGGCAUCGCUGUGGGCUUUCUGGUCCCUCCACUUCUGGUUCCCAAUGUGGAUGAUGUGGAGAAACUGGCCUACCACAUCAGCAUCAUGUUCUUCAUGACUGCAGGUGUAGCAACAGCCCUAUUCAUCCUGGUCGUCAUAGUCUUCAAGGAGAAGCCUCUGCACCCUCCGAGCCGAGCUCAGGCCUUGAUCCAGUCAAGACCAACAGAGGAGUAUUCCUACAUGCAAUCAAUCCUCCGUCUGUUCCGUAAUGCCAACUUCAUGCUACUUAUGGUCACUUACGGUCUGAAUGCAGGUUGCUUCUACUCCCUGUCCACUCUGCUGAACCGCAUGGUGAUCCAACACUACCCAAGGGAGGAGGUGAAUGCUGGAAGGAUUGGACUCACCAUUAUACUGUCGGGGGUGACUGGGGCUCUGAUCUCUGGCAUCUGGUUGGACAGAACCAAAACCUACAAGCAGACAACACUAGUUGUCUAUAUCAUGUCUCUGGUGGGAAUGAUAGUCUACACUUUCACUCUGAGCUUAGGCCACCUCUGGGUCGUCUUUGUGACUGCAGGCAUACUGGGGUUUUUCAUGACUGGAUACCUUCCGCUGGGCUUUGAGUUUGCUGCAGAGUUGACAUACCCAGAAUCAGAAGGAACAUCAUCAGGGCUCCUUAAUGUCUCGGCACAGAUUUUUGGUAUUGCCUUCACCAUCGGCCAGGGGCAAAUCAUGGAUCACUUUGGGACAAAGGCAGGAAACUUAUUUCUUUGUGCAUUCCUGUUACUGGGGAGCAUUAUGACAGCAUUCAUUAAGGCUGAUCUCCGAAGACAGCAGGCCAAUUUGGAUAACGAACAGACAAGACUCCAAGGCAGCAAUCAGAUCAUGGAUUAUGGGACUGUAGCUUGUAACCCUAACCCCAUCAAUUCCCAUUCCUGCUCACUAGUUCAUACACAAAGGGGAUGUGAACCUCUUUCCUGUGCACCCCUGACUCCUGCCUCAGAUGUCAGUCUUGCCCCACAAAAGUGAUGCCAGAAACCUGCACUGAUCCCAUAGUCCUUGAGGAAUCAAAGCUGUGAACGGAGGAGUGGCAGAGCUGGGAGAUGCAGUCCCCCUCAUUCCCAGCUUUGCUACCUACCCUGUCCGCCUGUUACAUGCACACCAUGGCAGGGGGACAGUGUGUGUGGGGGGGAAGCCUCAGGGUUAGGAGCCUAGUGAAGAGUGUGAAAGAGCAAAACAAGAAGGGAGUUGCUCUCUUCAGUUAUAUGUCUGCAUGCUGCUCUUCUGGAGACUUUCCUGCUUGGGAGGAAAAGCUGGGAAAACCCACUGUUUCUCCCCUACCCCAACAUGUACGCUUGGAAAAGAAAAAGCACACAGCUGAGAACAGGUCCAGGCUAUCCCUGAGAACAUGAGGGUGGCAGCCUGGAUGUGUCUGUCUCUCCUCUGACAGGCAAGCUGUGACAUGAAAUGCAGAAGCUGGACCAUGCUUGCUCUGUGAGCAGCCUUAGAAAAGCUUUCAGCUGUCUCUCAGGAAGAGGGAUUGCUCUGCUUUGGUACCUGUGAUGCUGUGUUGCACAGGUGAUGGUAGAGGCCUCAGCACAUCACCAGCAAGUGCUGGCUCUGGUUUUGUUACGUGGCUGCCCCAGAUGAAAUACUCUUGUGGAUAAACCUCUGCUCGGAAUUCACUGAGGUUGCCCUGAUGUUCCUAUAUAUUAGGAAUAUUUGAGAGACACCAAUCCUCCUACCUCGAGCCAAGGACUAGUUCUGCAGCUUAUAUUGAAGCUGUAGCCUAAGCCUAGUUCAUCACUACACUAGCCACAGGAAUGAGUCAAACUACAAGCUCCCUGGGCUGAUGACUCUGUCUUCCUCCUUAAUGAUAAAGUGCCUUUUGCAUGUUUCAGUGCUACAUAAAAACUUUUGUGAAGUGUUAUAUUGAGAUAACCAGCCAAGGCUAUGUUGCUCUUCACAGAUGAAGAGAGAGGUUUGAGUAUGAUUGGAAUCCAGAUCUGCUCCAGUGUGAAAGUUUCCCACUUUAUAAUAGAGAACAGGGAGAAGAAGCCCUUUUACCAGCAUUUGUGUCUCGUAGGCACUGCCCCUUUGUAUGCUGCUGUUUCUCUUCUAAAUACAAAUAUAGAUCCUUCUCCUUCCUUUCCAGCAUCCCUCCACUGGUGGAGACAUCAAGUGUACUUAUACUCCUUAAAUCAAAAACCACAACCAGGGGGAAUGGAUAAAAAUAGUCCUCUCUGGCAUACCAUUUUGACAAAACUUUUUUUUUCCUGUGUGAAACUGCAGAAUCUUUGGCGCAUUAAAAGAUUCAGUUUGUAUCUCAUGGCUUGGGGUUAAGGGUGGGGGUCUAAAAUGGCUUUUCAAUAGAAGUGUUUAUAUAAAAUAAAAACAUUUGAAGUGUACAAUGAAAUCUGACACAUUCAUAUUAAAUGGUAUGAUUCUAUGAAACGUU